AUGGCGGUGUUCCACCUGUACUCGGCGCUGAAUCUGCUGUGGAUCCUAUGCAACAGCGCGUGUAUCAAUUUCCUGCAAUUCUGUCUUUGGUGCCUUGUGCGGCCGUUUAACAAGGCACUUUAUCGCCGACUUAUGGGCUCCGUGGCACAAUCACUCUGGGUAGACGUCACAUCCACGAGCUUCCCACAGACCAAGCUCUCGGUCACUGGCGAGCUGCCGUCAGACCCCACGAAGCCCGUGAUCAUCAUAGCGAACCACCAAGUUGACGCGGACUGGUGGUAUAUUUGGCAGGCCGCGCGUCACCAACACGCAGCUGGGAACAUCAAGAUCGUGCUCAAAGACCAACUCAAGUACCUGCCCAUCAUCGGCUGGGGCAUGCGCCUCUUUCAGUUCCUCUUCCUACGACGCCGCAUCGACCAGGAUGCAGAGCACAUCAAGAAGUACAUGGGCGGACUCAUCAGCGAUAAUUUCCCUUUUUGGCUCGUGUUAUUCCCCGAGGGAACGACCAUCCACCGUGAAUACGUGGUCAAGUCACAGGCUUUUGCGGCUCGAGAAGCUCGUCCCAAGUUCGAGCGAGUGUUGCUGCCACGCACGACCGGGAUGCGGAUCAUUCUGGACGCUGUGGCGGAUGCCAAACCCGAUAUUUACGACCUCACUGUGGCCUUCCCGUCGUACUCGGGUGAAGUCCCGACGUUCGACAUGGGAUAUGGACGCAGAGUUGACACCGAAGUGCCGUCGAUGAAGUCGCUACUGGCAGGGAAGCAGCCUGUGGGCCGAGUGGCUUUACACUCAAGGAAGUUUAAGUACGAGGACGCUGCGACAGACUUGCAGGGAUUCUUGGAUGCUCGCUGGACGGAGAAGGAGGAGCGGAUGAACUAUUUCAUCAAGCAUCAGCAGUUCCCGGAAACGGAGAGCACAGUGGAGAUGCAACUAUCGACCUCGAUGGGAGCAGUUUUCCGGCUGUGGAUGGGCAUCUUGCUGUCGUGUGUUGUGCUUCCCGUCGUCAUGAUGCUCUUCUUCCCAUUGUACUUCACGUGGGUCGUCUACUGCUUCGUGUACUCGGUGUACGACCGCACCACGAACUUCUGGUGGCCGUACAUUUUCAAUCUCUUCGUGGAGCGCGCCACUAAGACGCACGAACACUUUAAGCGUCACCAGGCUAAGUAUCUGUGAGGUGGGUAAGAGCACUCAACCAGCCACGGAUGCAAACUGAGGCAAAUUGAUAAUGCGUGUUAAAUUUUUGUUGUCGGUGCUGAAGUUAGACUCACUUUUUGUUCUGAAAGAGUGAAAAUCAAUUCGAAGCGUGGCGAUCUUAGCCACACCAA
Phytophthora infestans T30-4 is the source of this 1325-nucleotide messenger RNA. Its product is annotated as 1-acyl-sn-glycerol-3-phosphate acyltransferase, putative. The record is from RefSeq and is a predicted model, not a curated record. Bases 1 to 1173 code for a protein of 390 amino acids. The transcript is spliced from 4 exons. Gene Ontology annotation, molecular function: acyltransferase activity. Gene Ontology annotation, cellular component: endomembrane system. Lineage: Eukaryota; Oomycota; Peronosporomycetes; Peronosporales; Peronosporaceae.